This is a messenger RNA of Peronospora belbahrii, 2175 nucleotides long. NCBI's taxonomy places the organism in Eukaryota, Oomycota, Peronosporomycetes, Peronosporales, Peronosporaceae. The record is from the annotation of a GenBank genome assembly.
AUGAAAGUGUCAACAAAGUUGAUCGUUGUGGCUGCCUUGGCUGUAUUGAGCACCACCGCAAAUGCCCGGUCCGAGACCACAACCGCCAUUGCAUCUGAACCAUACGAUAAUAACGCUGAGCAAAGACAUCUCUCGACACCCAGCUUUGAUUCCGCGAUUGAUUUAUUAACAGACACUGGCUCAGCGCCACCAGCAGAUUCAGGUGAGGAUCAGGAGGCGUACGGACCUGAGUCGACGCCCGACGAUAGCUCAAUCUCGACACCCUCUACGGAAGGCUUAACGACCGAGUCAGCUGAAGAAACGAACUUGACCUCGCAAGACGAUCUCGGUUUGACUUCGGAGACAUCUAAAACAAAUGAUCAUGCUUCGGGCUUGACAAUCGAAAAUACUUCGACUGAACCGUCCGAAUCUAGCUUGACCUCGCACUACGAUCUUGGUCUGGCUUCGGAGACAUCGGAAACAGAUGAUCAUGCAUCAGGCCCGGGAACCGAAGAUGCUUCGACCGAAGCGUCCGUGGAAGCAAGUACAACCGUCUCCAAUGACGAGACGAGCCUAUUGGGUUCGGCGCAUGAGCAAACUCCAUCGGAUAGCAGCUUCACGGACGAGGAGAAAUCGAUCUGGAUCGAGCGUCACAACUUCUUCCGAGUGGCAGGCUUACCUUGGGCAGCAGGUAAUAUGAAGCGAAUCGGUUGGGAUAAUGACUUAGCAAAGGAAGCUGCGUUGGCAGCUGCUAGCUGCGCUGCUACCACGUCUACCGGUAUCAACGUCUUCAAGUCCACGUCAACAGACUCGCCUACGGUGAUAGAGGAAGCGAUCAACGCUUGGGUGAUUGAGCCUUCGUUGUCUAACAUCGGAUCGGUGGUUCCACCGGCAGUGGCAGGCGACGGUGUUGGUGCAGGACUUUACAACGCUUACACACAAGUUGUCUGGGCGUCAACGACGAACGUCGGAUGUGCCAUGGCCCCUUGCUCUGGUGGAUCGAUGGUUGUGUGUCAAUAUUCGCCAGCAGGAAACGAUGGCAAGUCUGCGUGGUUCGUCCACGAUGCACAGGCGAAGCAAUGUCCGACAGGAACCACAGCUGCCAGCGGGCUUUGCAUUGUUGAAGGAGACCCAGCAAAUGACCUCAUCGCACCGGUCCCCAAGGAUAAACAAAGUCUUCAGGUUUACCCGACGUUUAUUGCCGACAUUAUGGCGGCGAUUUUGAAGGCAGCACAGGAGAGAGACGCAGCUGGAGCAAGUAUGCAAACGGUAAUUACUCCGGAUGGACCAGCGCACGAACCAUCUUCGCCCGAUGGUGGAGGCUUGGAUGUCACCUUCACUGAUGACGUGAUGACUGAAGACUACUUAUCUUCCUGCUCCUAUGAUAUGAUGGAACCUCCUUCAGACCCUACAACUGAUUCAUUUCAUGGAGCAACUAAUGGUGUACCAGAAGAUCUGGUCAUCGACACUGGGCUAUAUGGCGAACCGACUGAAUCGCCAGACCUUGAGAAUUCUAAUUCGCCUACUGGCAUGGAACUCAAUUUGGACUCAACGAACGAAGACAGCUUACAAAUCGACUCGACUGGAUUGCCGGACCUUGAGGAUUAUCCUGGCAUGGAACUCAAUCCGGACUCAACGAACUUAGAUAGCUUGCCCUCCAAAUCGCCAGAUACGAUGGAGUCCUUGUCGCCUGAUGACUUGGCGUACGAUGUGUCCACGGAUUCCGCAAUGCAAUCUCUUACUGCAUCUUCAAGUGACACGUACUCGAGCUUAAGGACCGCUUCAGAGCCAUCCUAUGAAAGUGAACUUCCGGGCGAGGUAAAGCCGGGAGUGGAAACAGAUUCACACAAUGCGAAUCCAGACAAGUCGUCAUCGUCGUUGGAAUCGGUGGCGAUCAAUUCGGACAGUGCCUCUGACACAGACCCGACACAGCAGGACGAUUCGGCAAAGUCGAAACCUAGCAAGGAUUUAACAGCCUCUGCGAAAUCUACGGACUCGAAAACGACUGUCUUAGCGGUUAAUCGGUCGGCCGUUGAAGCUGUUCCCAAGCGCAUUUUUCUGUCACCAGCAGGUAUUGCCGGAAUCAUUGUGCUAGGCGUUGUGGCCGUUGCCGCUUUGGCCGUUUUCGUAAGCUACCGUAAGAAUCAGCAACGACAGCGUGACAUCAUGCGCGACGGUGGUAUUGAAGUCAUUUAA